UAAAAAUUCCUGCAGGUUGCAUCCAACAAAUCCAUUAUCAUUGCAUUAACUUGUAAGCAGCUUCUCUCAGUAGAGAAGAAAACCCAGCUCCAAAGAAGAGAAACAGAUCACACUUGCAGAAAGAUUAAAAAAAAAAAAACCCAGAAAAAUGAGAGCCAGCAACCAUUUGAUAGGAUUACUAAACUUCUUAACUUUUCUGUUGUCAAUAGUAAUCUUGGGUGGUGGAAUAUGGCUAAGCAGCAGAGCCAACAACACAGAUUGUCUCAAGUUCUUACAGUGGCCAUUGAUAGUGAUAGGAGCCUCAAUCAUGGUCGUUUCCUUGGCAGGUUUCGCAGGCGCGUGUUACAGGAACACGUUCUUGAUGUGGCUUUACCUCUUUGUCAUGUUCUUCAUCAUCACCGCGCUCAUCGGGUUCAUAAUCUUCGCCUAUGCCGUGACUGAUAAAGGAUCAGGGCAGCCAGUGAUGAACAAAGGCUACUUGGAGUACUACUUGCAGGACUACUCCGGCUGGCUCAAAGACCGAGUGGUAGAUGACAAGUAUUGGGCUAAGAUUAGCUCUUGCAUCAGGGAUUCCAAAGUUUGUAGCAAGAUGGGAAGAAAUUUUAAUGGUGUUCCUGAAACUUAUGGCAUGUUCUCUGUGAGGAAGCUUAGCCCUAUUGAGUCAGGUUGCUGCAAGCCCCCUACAGACUGUGGUUUCGUCUAUGUCAACGAGACCCUAUGGAACCUCGGAGGAGGGUUAGUUGGAACUGACCUCGACUGCUCUAAAUGGAGCAAUGACCAAGAGCAGCUGUGCUAUAAAUGUGAUUCCUGCAAGGCUGGUGUGCUUGGCAGCCUCAAGAAGAGCUGGAGGAAGGUCUCAGUGAUCAACAUAGUUGUGCUUAUCCUCCUGGUCAUCUUUUAUGUCAUCGGCUGCGCUGCUUUCAGAAACAACGAGAGAAUUGAUAAUAAUGAACCUUAUGGCGAGGCAAGGAUGACAAAAGCACAACCAAGUAGGAUCUAUCUAUAGAAAGUCACAGAAGUAAAAAAGACUUCAGACAUGGGAGCUUUUACUCUAUUGAAGAUGUAUGUUUUAGGUUUUUGUAUGCCAUUUUAGGGCUGGUUUUUGUGAAACAAAUGAACUUGAUGAAUUUGGUUUGAUCCACUCACUGUUACUGAAUGAUGUAAGAACAGAGGGUACUUUCAACUUUCGAUUCGGUUAAUUUUAAUUGCAAGAUAUCACCACUAAUCAUCACUUCUUAAUUAGAAAUACGUCCUUUGAUGAAAACAGUUAAUGUAACAAUAUGGCCAGCGCCAGUGCAGAUGCAAGUAGGUGAAGUAGGAGCUUGAAGUCAAGCAUAUGCACCACUGACAUGUUUACAUUGCAGGACUUCUUUGGUGGUG
Molecule: messenger RNA, 1380 nt
Organism: Durio zibethinus
Lineage: Eukaryota; Viridiplantae; Streptophyta; Magnoliopsida; Malvales; Malvaceae
Product: tetraspanin-3-like
Biological process (GO): auxin-activated signaling pathway
Cellular component (GO): membrane
Source: RefSeq, a predicted model, not a curated record